This is a messenger RNA of Anopheles darlingi, 2012 nucleotides long. RefSeq names its product sphingosine-1-phosphate lyase (gene Sply). Gene Ontology annotation, biological process: carboxylic acid metabolic process; sphingolipid catabolic process. Gene Ontology annotation, molecular function: sphinganine-1-phosphate aldolase activity; pyridoxal phosphate binding. Bases 161 to 1786 code for a protein of 541 amino acids. NCBI's taxonomy places the organism in Eukaryota, Metazoa, Arthropoda, Insecta, Diptera, Culicidae. Gene Ontology annotation, cellular component: endoplasmic reticulum. The transcript has 3 exons. The record is from RefSeq and is a predicted model, not a curated record.
GUGAACGUUGACCGCUAUCGCCCAUGCAUCGGGACAGACUGCUUAUCAGCCAUAGCCCUGCGCCGUUAUCAGAGAUUACUUACCCCGAGUGCUGUCCUUUCGCUGCUUCGAGGUAGCGCGUUUCGCGCACGUAAUCGCCCUCAGUCAAGCACAUCGCAGCAUGGAACCGCAUCUACGGCUCGUAACUGGAUCCAUCGAUCGCGUUUUCACGGGACGGCAACCGUGGCAAAUCGUGGCCAUUACGACAACCACCGUGCUGGGUGCCGUCUGGCUGUGUCAGGUGUUGUUCCAGGACGAAAGCCUGUACAGUCGAGCCAAAAAGAAGGUGUUCAAGCUUGCCCGCCUCAUACCGCAGGUGCGUCGACGAGUGGAGGAGGAGAUCGAGAAGAUCAACGAUGGGUUCGUGAAGGACAUUAGCCAAAAGGGUGCGUACUACACCGAGCUGCCGGGCGAUGGGUUAACCCCGGAAGCCAUUAUUGCCAAAGUGGACGAAUACCUCGAGCUGGGACACUACCGAUGGAAGGAGGGUUACAUUUCCGGCGCCGUGUACUACUACAACCCGGAGCUUAUCAAGCUGGUGACGAGUGUAUACGGUAAGGCGUCGUACACCAAUCCGCUCCAUCCGGACGUGUUCCCCGGUGUGUGCAAAAUGGAAGCCGAAGUCGUUCGCAUGACGGCAACGCUGUUUCAAGGCGGAGCAAGCGCGUGCGGUACCAUGACGACGGGUGGCACAGAAUCGAUCAUGAUGGCCUGCAAGGCGUAUCGAGAUUAUGCGCGUGAAAACCGUGGAGUGACCACACCGAACAUGGUGCUGCCCGUGACGGCCCAUACGGGUUUCGAUAAGGCGGCCCAGUACCUGAACAUCUUCUCCAAGGUGGUACCGGUCGAUCCGGUUACGACGGCGGUGGACAUUCGUGCGAUGGAGCGCGCCAUCAAUCGCAACACCGUGAUGCUCGUUGGUUCGGCUCCAAACUUCCCGUACGGUACGAUGGAUGAUAUCGAAGCGAUUGCGGCGCUAGGCCGCAAGUACAACAUUCCCGUCCAUGUUGACGCCUGCCUCGGUGGGUUCCUGAUUGUGUUCAUGAAGCGAGCUGGCUAUCCGGUGCCUCCGUUUGACUUCAGUGUUCCCGGUGUGACGAGCAUUUCGGCCGAUACGCACAAGUACGGUUACACUCCGAAGGGUUCAUCGGUAGUCCUGUACUCGGAGAAGAAGUACCGGCACCAUCAGUACACGGUGACGACCGACUGGCCUGGCGGUGUUUACGGUUCUCCGACGGUGAACGGAUCCCGUGCCGGUGGCAUUAUUGCCGCUACCUGGGCCACGAUGAUCAACUUUGGGCUCGAUGGUUACGUCGAGGCGACGAAGCGAAUCAUCGAUACCACGCGCUAUAUUGAACAACAGCUACGAGCGAUAAAGAAUAUCUUCAUCUUCGGUACUCCAGCGACGAGCGUGAUUGGAAUCGGAUCCAAAGACUUUGACAUCUUUCUGCUGGGCGGUGAGCUCAAUAGUUUGGGAUGGAAUCUAAACUCCCUGCAGUUUCCUUCGGGCAUUCACAUCUGUGUGACUUACAUGCACACCGAGAAUGGGGUGGCGCAAAAAUUUGUCGAGGAUGUCCGCUCGAAAGUGGCCUUAAUCAUGCAGAACCCCACGAAGCCUGUCGAGGGCAAGAUGGCUAUCUACGGGAUAGCUCAAUCCCUGCCGGACCGUGCGCUUAUUGGCGAUUUCACGCGUUGCUUUAUCGAUUCCAUGUAUUACACGCCCAUCGACAAGAAGGCCACCAAGUAGGCGACUAUCCUCUGAGAGCUCAAGACUCAUGCACAUACACGAGAAGCGAGACGUGGAGAGAUCGAUGAGCCACGCAGGUUAGAAAUGCAAAUGCCAUUUAAACCUUUUUCAUUGACGCCCAUUUAUAUACUUCAUGAAGUUUGUAGCCUCAUACAGCGUAAACGAAUGUUUUUAAAACAUUCCCAGAGCAUAUAUCGUGUACUGAUUGUUGAAUAAAAGGUUGCUA